GAAGGAAGGUUGUUCACAAGACAACUGGUUAGAAGUGUAUAGCUGUGUUGAAAGGCACAACACUCAAAUUACCAUCAUACCAAAAUACUUUUUAUGAAGGCUUUUUAUUUUCUGCAACGACUGGCAACCAAUAUAAAACACAGUGAAGAAGAUGGUGGCCAUGACAUUCUUAUUCCUCUGCUUCUGGGCUGCAGGUGUCCACGGUGACCUCCGCCAGAUCCAGGUUACUCUGGAGGCAGACAGGCCCUCUCUGAGGGUGCAGCUCUCUCACACCGCCUCCCUGCAAUGCUGCUACUCAGCCACAGGGGGCUCCGUGCAGACCACCUGGGUCACCCGCCUCCACAUAGUCAACAGCACGGCCGGCCCGCAGCGAGUGGACCGGAGAGACAACCGUGUGACGGUGGAUGGGGGGAAGUUGAUGGCGGCGGGGGUCAAGUGUCACACAAUCACCCUGAGGGAAGUCCGUCUGAACGACUCAGGGUUGUACCAGUGUUUCCUCAACCACAGCGCCCUGUGGACCUCUGUGUACACCCACGGCACCUUCCUGCAGGUCUACAGGCCGAUGGUGAAGAUUCUGGACAUCCGUGAAAGCACCAAGAACAGCAUCCUGACGGCUGAGGGAGUGUUACUGAUGGUGGUGGUGCUUCUGCAUGGUACCAUGAUGCUCCGUAAGGUCAGAGAGACGAAGAAACUAAAUCAACUGAAGAAGAAAAGGGUCAAAGAGGAAGAGGAGAAUAUCUAUGAGGGUCUAAAUCUGGAGGAAUGCAGUUCCACAUAUGAUCAGAUCCAGCGCUCUCUGGUGCAGGGCCCCUACCAAGACGUGGGAAACAUGCUCAUAGAGGAGGAGGAGGAGGAGGAGGAGGAAAUCCAACUGGAGAAGCCUUGAAUGAGAGGGGGCAGGAAGGAGGGGGAGGAAGAGAGAGGGUGGGAGAAGAGUCAUUUGUGAGAACAGAAUUGGGGUGAGGGUUUUGAUAGGAAUUUUCUUCAAAAGUGCUCCCCCCCAUGUUUGAAUUUAUAGAGGUGACUGACCUGCGUUUUCCUUGCAGCCUUUGGCUAUAUUUGAAUCGAAUUUCUUAGUGGGCCAAAAAGGCAGUAACCUACAAUAUCAGGGGGAAUUUUGCUUUCAAUUUAGCCUUUCAUUACCAUUGCCAAUACCUAAACAUUUUAUAUAAAUAAGAGAAUUUUUUCUGCAUAUUUGCAUUUUCUACGCUUUUGUGUAUGCAUUGGCCAAAUGUUUUUUUCUCUCCAAUCUCCAUAAUUCAAGGCCUGAAUUGUGCUUUGUAAAUAAAAGUAUAAAACUGA
Molecule: messenger RNA, 1302 nt
Organism: Coregonus clupeaformis (lake whitefish)
Lineage: Eukaryota; Metazoa; Chordata; Actinopteri; Salmoniformes; Salmonidae
Product: B-cell antigen receptor complex-associated protein alpha chain
Exons: 5
Coding region: 152-886 (244 amino acids)
Biological process (GO): B cell differentiation; B cell receptor signaling pathway
Cellular component (GO): external side of plasma membrane; B cell receptor complex
Source: RefSeq, a predicted model, not a curated record